Molecule: messenger RNA, 1707 nt
Organism: Daldinia childiae
Lineage: Eukaryota; Fungi; Ascomycota; Sordariomycetes; Xylariales; Hypoxylaceae
Product: Protein flp
Exons: 1
Coding region: 1-1707 (568 amino acids)
Source: RefSeq, a predicted model, not a curated record
AUGAUCCUAGAGACACUUACAGCUGUGUUCUUGGGCACGUCCAUUUUAGCAGCAUCGACCGCUCGUAAUCGGGUUAGAAAUGCAGAGGCUAAAAUAGAUAAGAUCUGUGAAGCAUCCGGCGUACCUGGUGCUUCCAUCGGCGUCAUACAUCAUGGCAAGACCAUACAUACCUAUAACUAUGGAUAUAGUGAUUCGAAGAAGAGAAUUCCCACUAAUCCCGGGACCGUCUACGGCAUUGGUUCUAUCACAAAAUCUUUCAUCGCCGUAGCUAUCGCUCAGUUGGUAGAUGAGAACAAAUUGACCUGGGACACCCCUGUUAAAGAAAUACUCCCUGAGUUUAAUCAUGACAAUCCGUUCAUUACGGAAAUGAUGACUAUCACCGACAUUCUCUCUCACCGAUGCGGAUUGUCUGGUGGGGGUGCCAUGAACUUAGUUUUUGAAGGCGAUGGCGACGCACUCCUAUCAAAGGACGAACUCUUCGAGCUUGUCAACCAUUUCCCAAUCCUGUCCCCUUUCCGUCAGAGCUGGAACUACUUUGUUUGGGGCUACUCAAUGGCCGGCGCCAUUAUCGAAAAAGUGGCCGAGAAGCCCUUAAAGGAUUACUUAUUUGAUAAUAUCUUUCAACCGCUUGGAAUGAAAGUAACUUCGCUUAGUCCCAACUAUCGGAACCAAGGAGAGCUUGCUGAGCCAUUUGCUGGACUAUCUAAUGGGAGUGCAUUCCAUCUUCAUAAACUACAAGUUUUUGAGGGCACUUUUUUCGAGGCAUCCGGCGGAAUUUACUCAAGCCUGGAUGAUCUCAUGACUUGGGCUUCUGCUAUCCUCAAUUCAACUAUCGGUAAAACACCAACGAAUUCGUCAGUUAUCAAGGGUUUACCAUAUAUUCUAAGCAACCAUAUCGCCAUCGAAAAUCCAUCUAUUACGGAGCGUUCGUACGGCCUUGGCUGGGUCCGUACUCAACUUCCAGGAGUGGUUGGUCUUAUUGGCGACAACUCCGACCUUUGGGAUAUCGAUGAAAGUCCUGUGCUAGGUGUUAAAGACAAACCGCUUUUAAUGAUCUAUCACCAGGGAAGCACAGUGGGGUAUUACUCUUUCGUAGCACUUUUCCCUGAUACCAAUUCAGCCGUUGUUGUUCUCACCAAUUCCAUCGGCUUAAGUGAUGCUGCGGAUUGGAUUGCGCGAGUGGUUAUUCAAGCUCUUUUUGACUUCGAUGACGGCCAAGACUACGUCGCACUAGCGGACGAAGCAAACAAUCGCACCCUGGCUCAAUACAAACAACUUGACGAUAAGAUAGCAGAAAUGCGUACAGCUUGCUCCAACUCGAAAUCACUAGCCUCAGGAUCAUUCGUCGGGAGAUACAGAAACAAAUCGAAGCUCUUCUUUAUUGAUAUCUUAGUGCAAGCCGAUCAAAGCGAUCGUUUGUACUUGCGGUUUCAAGGCCUUGAAGAUCAGACGUACGAGCUACGUCGCCUUUGUGGGAAUAUCUUCGAAUGGAGUCUCACGCACGAUGAGACGAUGAAGAGGGGUAGAUAUAACAACUCUGAGCCGUCCUUCUUCCUGUUUAAAUUUAUACUUAGUGAUGAUGGUGAAGUUAUUUCAUUUUCUUGGGCUAAUAAUCUAGAAUUGCCUGAUCUAGAGGAAAUCUUCGAGAAAGAUAAAAAACAUAUUAUAGGAGAAGACGGGCAAAGAGAACAAAAACCAAUCCCUUAG